AUGACGGACCCGGCGACCCGAGAGUCCUACCCAGUCCCGGAUUUGACCAUAGUCGAUCCUUCACCAGGAACAGUGCGGAACGGCCAGUGCGCCCCGGAUGGCUUCGGUAACAACCACCAUAACCACCACAACAACCAGCAGCAGCACGUCAAAAGCCCCGUCCAACAUGAGGCGCUCACCUCCGGCCAGGAGAUGAAAAUCACCGACAGUGUGGAGGGAGAAGGUCUCCUAGAGAGCAGCUUGCGCCUGAAGCCUCAUGAGGCUCAGAACUACAGAAAGAAGGCACUCUGGGUCUCGUGGAUCUCAAUCGUGGUCACCCUCAUUUUGGCUGUGACAGCGUUCACCGUAUCGUUUAUGAGGCACAGCGCGUCAGCCUUCGGAUUUGCUUUUGACGCUACCUUGGAUGUUCUCUCAUCAAUCAUCGUGCUGUGGCGCUACAGCAAUGCGGCCGCCGUGCAUUCAGCGCACAGAGAAUACAUAGCAUGUGUGGUCCUCGGGAUUGUAUUUCUGCUGUGCUCCCUCUGCAUUCUUGGAAAAGCAAUUCAUAAUCUGGUUACAAGGAUGCACCCAGACGUGGAUGACUUUCUCUUCAGCGUGUCCAUCGUUAGUGGAUUUGUGUGCACCAUACUGGCUGUUGCAAAGUUCAUGCUGGGCAAAGUGCUCACAAGCCGCGCACUCAUCACGGAUGGUUUUAACUCUCUGGUUGGUGGCAUUAUGGGUUUUACCAUUCUUAUCAGCGCCCAAGUGUUCAAGGACCACCCUGAUGUCUGGUUCCUUGACGGCGUGAUUGGAGUUCUCAUUGGACUCAUCAUUUUGGCAUACGGGGUCAAGCUUCUAAUGGAUAUGGUACCCCGAGUGAGGCAAACACGAAACUACGAACGAUUUGAAUGA
This is a messenger RNA of Nerophis lumbriciformis (worm pipefish), 891 nucleotides long. Lineage: Eukaryota; Metazoa; Chordata; Actinopteri; Syngnathiformes; Syngnathidae. The record is from RefSeq and is a predicted model, not a curated record.